Messenger RNA from Helobdella robusta, 729 nucleotides. RefSeq lists its product as hypothetical. The record is from RefSeq and is a predicted model, not a curated record. NCBI's taxonomy places the organism in Eukaryota, Metazoa, Annelida, Clitellata, Rhynchobdellida, Glossiphoniidae. The coding region runs from base 1 to 729 and encodes 242 amino acids. The transcript is spliced from 4 exons.
AUGGAAUUCGUUCAAGUGGAAGUUCCAUAUGAAACUGUUGUCAAAAAAUUAAAUGAAGAUUUAAUUGAACAUUCUUCAUCCCUUGGUUUGCACGGUGACCGAUUCGAAUGUGGAGAAUUUUCUUCAAUUGUUAACAUCUCCGUCAAGGACAUUAAACAAGAACUAGAUGAAAUAAAUUCCACACCUACCUGCAAGCCACGUGAUCGCGAAGACAUUCAAUACAUUUAUAAAGCCCAGUUUGAAGAAGCAGCAAUGAGUUAUGACUGGAAUGAAAAAAAUCGGACAACGGCUGUUGUGAUAUCGUUACAAGGAUCAGCGGCAGAAAUUGCGUUGAAUUUACGUUACGGUGAAGAGCAUAUGAAGCAAAUAUUCCCAGUUGCGAAAUCGGAUGCUGCGAUCUCGAAAGUCGAUACAUCAAAAGAUGCUUCUAGAACAAGGAUUAUGGUGUGCCAAAAUUCUGGAAUUGUGAAGAAAGAGGAUAUCUACGACGAGAUUGUAAACAACGCCCUAGAGGCAUUUAUUGUCGUCCUUGUUCAGCAACAUGGCACAAACGCCGUUGUCUUGAGUCUUACAUUCCAGUCAGCAAGGCAAUCAUCAAUAACUGACAUAAAGCUGCGCCAGAUUUGUGAAAAAUUUUCGGGUCAAAAAAUGGUUCUAGAGCAUAAAGAUCAGGAUUAUAGUGCGCCAAAAUGCUGGAAUAGAAGAGAAAAAAAAUCUACGAAAUUUUAA